This is a messenger RNA of Dunckerocampus dactyliophorus (ringed pipefish), 1199 nucleotides long. RefSeq names its product zinc finger protein 239-like. Bases 87 to 1100 code for a protein of 337 amino acids. Gene Ontology annotation, molecular function: DNA-binding transcription factor activity; RNA polymerase II cis-regulatory region sequence-specific DNA binding. NCBI's taxonomy places the organism in Eukaryota, Metazoa, Chordata, Actinopteri, Syngnathiformes, Syngnathidae. The record is from RefSeq and is a predicted model, not a curated record. The transcript has 2 exons. Gene Ontology annotation, biological process: regulation of transcription by RNA polymerase II.
CUUGCCAUGCUCCAACACCUCGGAACACUCGAACCUACUUCAGUGAAGAAGAUAUUCUCCCUAAUCAGCAGGAGUGGAGCUUCAGGAUGGAGCAGGAGGAGCCACAGCCCCUCCACAUUAAAGAGGAACUGGAUGAGGAGCCAAAGCUGCCUCACGUUAAAAAGGAAGAGAUGGAGACACAGCCUCCCCAUCUUAAAGAGGAGUCUCACAGCAUCAGUCAGGAGGGAGAGCAUCUUGAAGGAUUGGAGGAGUUUAGAGCGAUUGUGAAGAGUGAAGAUGAUGAAGACAAAGGUGAAAGUGAGGAGAAGAGAGAGGUGGAACCUCCAAGCAGCAGCUCAACUCAACACAUGACAACAGAAGCCGAUGGAGACCACUGUGGAGGAUCACAAGCAGACAACCUCUUAUCUCCACUAUCAGAUAGUGACGACACAACGUCGCACUCUCCUGACACUGAUGAUAAAGACUCUAAAGCUGAUAUGACAUGUCACACUGACAACACACACUUUAAAUGCUCUCACUGUGACAAAACCUUUAGCUUCAAGUCACAUUUAAAAAGACACAUGAUGAUACACACAGGAGAAAAACCCUUUCUUUGCUCAGCGUGUGGUAAAAGAUUCUCUCGCAAAGUACAUUUGACAGCACACACAAGAAUACACACUGGAGAAAAACCUUUUUCUUGUUUAGCAUGUGGUAUACGAUUUGUACGAAAUCAUCAUCUGAAAAUACACAUGAGAAUACACACUGGGGAAAAACCCUUUCCCUGUUCACUGUGCGGUAAAAAAUUCACUAUGAAGUCAAAUUUGGAUCUACACACAAGAACUCACACUGGAGAGAAACCUUUUACCUGUUCGGCGUGUGGUAUAGGUUUAACGCGAAAAGAUGAUUUGAAAAAACACACGAGAACACACACUGGAGAGAAACCUUUUACCUGUUCAGCAUGUGGCGUUGGUUUUGCUCGAAAAGGUGAUCUGAAAAAACACAUGAGAAUACACACUGGAGAGAAACCGUUUGCAUGUUCGGCAUGUGGGAUACGUUUUGCACGCAAAGAUCAUUUGAAAAAACACAUGAGAAUACACACUGUGGAGAAAGAGUCACAUUGAAGUGUGUGUGUGAUGAAAGAUUCUCUUAUAUGUACCACCUUAGCAUUCUUUCACACAUGAACAUGAUGCACGUUAAACAAUUAAAGUGGAAAUUAAAUU